Molecule: messenger RNA, 168 nt
Organism: Microthlaspi erraticum
Lineage: Eukaryota; Viridiplantae; Streptophyta; Magnoliopsida; Brassicales; Brassicaceae
Source: the annotation of a GenBank genome assembly
AUGGACACUUAUGUUCGAAUUUCAAGCUUAAGAUCCCCCAAUCUCUGCCGGAUAAUCCCUAGAUUCUCAUCCUCCUCGAAAUUCCGUUGUUCCAAGAAAAAUCCGGACGAAUCUCCCAAGAGUGGAAACGACAACGGUGAUAAAUCGUCGUCGAGGGAUUGGGACAAA